GUAAUCACGUCCAUUCGAUUUUCUUCGACCGGUUUCGCUUAUUCCGAAAUGUUGUUCGUUUGAUUCGUGAUCCGCGUUGCAUCGGAGACAAAACGUGUUCGAAGAAAGGUGACGAACUUACGAACUUUGCGAUCGGUCGCGAUUCGUUUCGACGAUCGACGGAACCGUCGAUUUCCCGGCAAACCGUCUCAAUUUUCUCGCGAUAGAUUGUAUCCUGCACGAGUAAUUCACCAUUUCUCCGAGAGACGUUAAUUUCAAGGAAAUGGAGGCCACGGGGAUGAUUAACGGUGUGUCCGUUCACCAGAAGAGCAGGAAGCUGUGGCAGUAUCUGGCUACUAUUUGCGCAUGUCUACUGGUGGUCGGAGUUGGCACAGCUUUAGCGUGGACCUCACCGGUGCUUCCUCAACUGUACGAAAAGGAUUCGUGGAUGGUGGUAACCGAGGAUCAGGGUUCCUGGGUGAGCUCUCUGUGCGCCCUUGGCGCUAUCGCUGGUGCGUUGCCAUCGGGGAAAAUGGCGGACAGAUUGGGCAGAAGAAUGUCGCUUCUUCUGUUGGCGGGACCGUUCCUCGUCUCCUGGGGUCUUAUUCUAGUUGCCACCGAAGUAUGGUUCCUGUACAUCGCUAGAUUUGUCGUUGGUACCAGCGUUGGGGCCGCCUGCGUCCUUGGACCGACGUACAUCUCCGAGAUCUCCGAAGUCUCUACCAGGGGAACUCUAGGCGCCCUGUUUCAGCUAUUUCUCACCGUCGGGAUCUUCGUUACUUUCGUCCUGGGAAGCGUUCUCACCUACUCCGCGCUCGCUAUAUUUUGCGCACUCAUCAUAGUCGCCUUUUUGGCCACGUUUUAUUGGAUGCCCGAAUCUCCUGUCUGGUUGGUGGGUGAAAAACGGAAACAGGAUGCCAUAGCGGCGAUGAAAGUGCUCAGAGGGGACGCUUACGAUCCUGGGGAAGAACUGAACGAAAUGCAAGCGGCGGUCGAGGCGAAUGCCGGCAAGGAAGUCACCAUCUCUGACAUGAUUAAGUCCCCGGUACACAAAAAAGCUAUGGUUGCGUCGUUUGGCAUGAUGUUCUUCCAACAGGCGUCCGGUGUGAACGCAGUUAUUUUUUACUCCGUGAUAAUCUUCAAGGCGUCUGGAAGCACGAUGCCGCCGGAACUCGCGUCCAUCCUGGUCUCGCUGGUUCAGUUGAUAAUGUCAGGUGUCGCGGCGCUGAUUGUGGAUCGAGCCGGAAGGAAGCCGCUGCUCAUGAUUUCUACAGGUGUUAUGUCACUUAGCCUGAUCGCGCUCGGUUACUACUUCAAACAGAAAGACGGCGGAAAUGACGUCAGCUCGCUGGGAUGGCUGCCGCUGACUUCGUUAAUCGUCUUUAUGAUCGCCUUUUCCAUCGGUCUGGGCCCUGUACCAUGGAUGCUGAUGGGCGAGCUCUUCUCCCCGGAGACGAAAGCGGUCGCUUCCAGCAUAGCGGUGACGUUGAAUUGGUUUAUGGUAUUCGUGGUGACCAAAACUUUCCCGAUGAUGAACGACAAAAUGGGCACGGACACGACAUUCUGGAUCUUUGCCGCGAUCAUGGCUGGCGCGACUGCGUUUACGCGUUUCCUUGUUCCGGAGACGAAAGGAAAAAGCUACCAGGAGAUCCAGUUCGAGCUGCAGGGUGGUGUUCUAACGACCAAACCGGUCCCUUAAUCGAAAUCAAUCGGAACCUUUUCGUUGCAAGGACGUUGUUACGCGUUUGCCGUUGGAUCACUUUCUCCUCGAAUUUUUCGACGACGAUUUUGUUUACUAUCGUUAGGUGGAACGAUAUCGCGACAUUGAAAACUUUACAAAGGAGAGAGUACUUGUGCAUCGACGACCAUUCGACGUAUCGUUUCCAUUUUCCUUUUUCUGUUCGUCACAGGGAACGCCAACCGCGGGACGAGUGCCUCGUGUCGUUAACCAAGAUAAAGAUUGAGGCUAUCGACGAGGAGCCGAUCACCCGAUAGACGGAUCGCGUAAUUUUCUCUCUUACGCUGAAUUUUUCAGCGACAAGCUUACAAACGCUUACGCGAACGCGCUUACUUUAACAGCGAUUUGCGGUAAGCGGUGUCGCCGACGUUGGUGCCAACCUCCUGAACCUUCUUCAGUUCCAGGUCGGACAGGAUUCUUCGUAAUGUUUUUUUAUACUAACGUUACUUGUUUGCGGCUACGUCUCGAUCGUCGCUGGUUCUUCGAUGACUGUGAAUUGUACAUCGGUAUUACAGUCGUACAUAUGUAUGAUAUAGAAAAUUCAUGUAAAUACGUAUGUAUUCGUGCAUAUAUCGUAUUUGAGUCGAGAACAAAAUAACGCGUAUAAAUUUCCCAUUGAAUCCCAUAAUCUUGUGCCGUUUUUUGUAAAGUACAAUGAUCAAUUUGACAAGCACCUGGUGAACAGCGCGGGAGUACUCGUCGGAAAAACGUCGAGGCGAGUAGAUAUAACGUAAAGAUGAUUUCUAAGACAGAGGUGGAAGAGAAGGUGACGGACUUGUUUUUUUCCACGAGCAAUCAACAACUCGCGUGUAAACACCGAAUUCGUAUCGGUACUAUUCAUACUCCUCGUCGUUCUUGUUUUCGGAGAGUCGAGUCGAGAUCUCAUCGCGGAUGAAGAAUGAAUAAACAAUGUACGCGUUCGAGCCUCAAUUCGGAUUAUCCCGUCGACUAACAAUAAGUCGCAGUGGUCACAGGCGGAAGAUACGAAAAAAUUCGGAGACACCCACUCGAGCUGUUGAUGUAACCGAUUCGAGGUAAUGGAUCGUCCAUAUUUUCCGUCUUUCGAUCAAGGCUGCUGGUACUCGAGAAAGUCAAACGUUGAUGUCACGAUCUCGAGAAUCGAUAUCGGCCAUAUUUGUUCUAUGAUUGUACGUUUAAUCUGAUUCAUCGUCGCUCUGUUCUUCGGAUUGUUUUCGACUUUCUAUUAUGAAAUUAGUCGUAAUAUUAGUCGUCGUAACAACGAUCGCGAUCGAUUCGAAAUAACUGGCUUUCACUUCCUGUGCGAUUAUUUUAGCAAAUUUUACGAGGAUCCUUAUUUUCGAAUUCCUGGUCAGUUAUGGUAUUCCAAGGGGCCUCGUUUAGACGUAGAACAAUAGCUCAAUCGAUAAUAAAUGAAUGAAAUUUUGUUAGGUAGGAUGCUAUGUCUACGCGGUUAGACUGUUCUUUCCAGUUCUUCCGAUGCAGGAUGUUUAUAUUCAAAGAAGGAAGUUUGUUUAAAAAACCAGUCUUUUAAUGACGUACAUCUUUAUGCAAAUACUACAGCGGCCCGUACAGAAAUCACCGAAAUGGGUGUUUCGGUUGUUAUCACGGCAAACAUUCCUGCGCAAUUAUCGUCGAAUCGCGCAUCGUCUUUAAACGAGGUUUGACGAGCCAGCGAGUGUUUCUGAAAAAUGUCCAAUGAAAAAUGGGAAACGGGAAACGUGAAAUGCCACGUACAAGCAAUCAAAGCCGCGAGUGUGCAAAGUGUGAGCACGAAUACCGCGGGAACAUUAAGACCACCGAGUGUUCAACAAUGAAACUUCAAUUAAAUUCUUUGCCCGUACCUACAGCGUUAAAAAAAAAAAAGACUAACGCGAACACUUUAAAAUCCCAUGAGUUUUUCCUUUCUUCCUUUGUCGGCGAUUAUUAACAAUUUAAUUGGUUCGAAGCUACUUUCCUUUACUUUGUCGACCGUAAUUUGGCAAAGACAUCCUAUUACAGCUUUCCGUUGGUACUCCCUGCAUUUUACAAGAGAGCGAUAGGAACUUCUUAAACAUCCCACGUGUUUUAACCCGCUCGUUAAAUCGGUCGUAAAUUAAAUCAAUUUUCUAUUAUGGUCGAGUAGAAUAAAGUUUAUGAUAUUAUCGAUGA
Molecule: messenger RNA, 3847 nt
Organism: Hylaeus volcanicus
Lineage: Eukaryota; Metazoa; Arthropoda; Insecta; Hymenoptera; Colletidae
Product: facilitated trehalose transporter Tret1-2 homolog
Exons: 5
Coding region: 263-1678 (471 amino acids)
Biological process (GO): carbohydrate transport; transmembrane transport
Cellular component (GO): membrane
Molecular function (GO): sugar transmembrane transporter activity
Source: RefSeq, a predicted model, not a curated record